AUGAAGCAAGAUAAAGAAAUGCCAUUUAAUGGGGAUUUCGAAGAUAGUGAAGCAGAUGAGGAUGACGUUUCUUAGGAGUCUGAAAGCGAAGAAGAACAGAUAUAAGUAAAAAAGAAGAAGAAGAAAGUCGUAAAUUCUAGCAAGAAGUUAAUAAUGAAUGUUUCAGACACUUAGUAUCCUGUAGUUAAAUUUGUUGGAAAAAUGAUUUAUAAGUUCAAAUUGUCUUAUGUUCCUUAUCUUGAGAACAACAAUUGGGACUUUUGUUGGACUGACAAUGCUGUCCUGCCUGAAACACUCUCCAAAAUGCAGCCUCAUUAACGAAUCAAUCAUUUUCCAGGUAUGUAUUCUCUGGCGAGGAAAAAUCACUUGGGUCGUAAUCUCAAUAAAAUGCAAAAAUAAUAUCCAGAUGAAUAUGACUUUUAUCCAAGAACUUGGAUGUUGCCAAGCGAAUAUGGUGAUUUCAAAGCUUAGUUCCAAAAGGGCAAAGCGAAAACCUUCAUUGUAAAGCCUGAAGCCUCUUGCUAAGGAAAAGGGAUAUUUUUGACUCGCUCUAUAGAUUAGAUUAACCCCCAAGAACAUUAUGUUGCGUAAAGAUAUAUACAUAAGCCAUUACUGAUUGAUGGAUUAAAGUUUGACCUAAGAAUGUACGUCAUGAUUUGUGGGUGUGAUCCCCUAAGAAUCUACCUCUAUAAAGAAGGGUUGGCUCGCUUUGCCACCCAAUAAUACUCCUCACCUCAUUCAACUAAUCUUGAUGAUGUAUGUAUGCAUCUGACGAAUUAUGCAAUAAAUAAAGACAACCCAAAUUUUGUAUUUAAUGAAGACGAAAAGAAAAUGGAUGUUGGACAUAAAAGAAGUAUGACUAGUGUUUUUGAGUUGCUAAGAAUUCAAAAAUAAAAUGUAGAUUAAUUGUUGAGUGACAUCAAGGAUUUAAUUAUUAAAACCUUUUGUGCUGUUCAACCAAUUUUAUAAUAAAAUUAUACUCAAGUAGAAAAUUAUGCAAACAAUAUGUGCUUUGAAAUUCUUGGUUUUGACAUAUUAAUAGAUAGCUCACUUAAACCAUAUUUAUUGGAAGUCAAUCACACACCUAGCUUUACAACUGAUACUCCUCUAGAUUCUUACAUUAAAAAGAAUCUCAUACGAGAUGCCAUUACUUUGAUGAGUAUCAAUGUGAAAACAAAGAAUGAAAUCAUAUCAUAAAAGAAGGAUCAAAUGCAAAAACGAGUUCUUACUGGGAAAAAGACUAAAUUAUCAUUUGAAGAAAAACGUGUCUUGAAGAUGCAAGCGUAGAAAGAAAGAGACGAGUAUGAAUGCAAGAAUAAAGGAGAUUUUGAAUUGAUAUAUCCAUGUGAUAAAUCCUAUGAAGAAUUCUUACUCCAUGCUUAGAAAUUGUAUGAAGACUGGACAGGAGCAAAUAUAAGAAGGAAUUUGAAAAGAGACACUAUUUCUGAAUAGCCUAAACCUUAAUCUUGUUCGCAGAAACCAAUACUUACAUAAAAAAGCUAAUUGUAUAAGCAUGUCUAAAGCAAAGUCAAUACUAAUUUAUACCCUACUAAAAACACAAAGGCUGAUUAGGAAGUCACUUAAGAAGAGCCAGAGCAAACAUUUUAGCAUGCACACGAACCUAUUUAAUCAUAGCCUCAGCUCGAGCCUGACAAUUUUGUAACCUAUGAGGAUUAUCAUCAAUCAGAGUCUCUAAAAGAUUUGUACAACUUUGCGGAAAAGAGAAUCCCAGAAAUUUAGCUUAUCGAUUUGAUUCAAUUUAGAAGAGCAGAGAGCAAAUAGGAUAAUUCAAGUUUCUAGAUAUUUCAAAUGAGUCAAUAGAACUCCUUAUCUAACUUGUCUCCAUUAAUGUAGAUCAAAUCCAUUCAAGAUUCAAAGAAUGAGAAGAAGUUCUCUAUAAGAAAAAAAAAUAAACAGCCUAAAUAGAUUGAUUAAGAACAAUUGUACUUUCAACCACAACCCCAUUACCAGCCUCCUAUCCAAUAGCAUUCAAUUUCUUAUUAAUAGUAGGUGUAGAUGCAAAAUGGCUCAUUUGUCAAGCCAAAGGUUUUUAGUAUAAAAUUGCAGCAUCCUCCAAAGGGAUAUAAAUUGUAAUCACUUCCCAUUUUAAUGUAAUAAAAUUAUACAAAAUAACGGUAUGAGUAAGGAGUAUGA
Paramecium tetraurelia is the source of this 2154-nucleotide messenger RNA. RefSeq lists its product as uncharacterized. Gene Ontology annotation, molecular function: tubulin-glutamic acid ligase activity; tubulin binding. Lineage: Eukaryota; Ciliophora; Oligohymenophorea; Peniculida; Parameciidae. Gene Ontology annotation, cellular component: cilium. The record is from RefSeq and is a predicted model, not a curated record. Gene Ontology annotation, biological process: protein polyglutamylation; microtubule cytoskeleton organization. The transcript is spliced from 7 exons.